AUGGCAGAAGCUGUUGUCGGGAAGCUCGUGGUCAUGCUUGGCGCGGCGCUGGCGAAAGAGGCGGUCAUCUUGGGCCGGGCGCUGCUCGGCAAGGAAGCCACCGCCCUCAGGGGCCUCUUCAGCAACAUCCGUAGGUCCAAGGCGGAGCUGGAGAGCAUGCAAGCGUACCUGCAGGAGGCAGAGCGGUUCAAGGACACCGACCAGACCACCGCCAUCUUCGUCGGCGAGAUAAGGGGCCUGGCCUUCCGGAUCGAGGACGUCGUUGACGAGUUCAUCUAUAAGCUGGAGGACUGCAAGCAUGGAGGGUUCGCUGGCAAGAUGAGGAAGCGGCUGAAGCAUAUCAAGGCAUGGCGGUGUCUGGCAGCCAAGCUCCAAGAAAUUGAAGCCCAGCUGCAGGAGGCCAACCGAAGGAAGAGAGAUUAUGCCGUCACUGGCAGAUCUGCUACUGCUGCCAGAUCGACGAAUCAAGUUCAAGCUUUGCACUUCACCAGGGAUGAGGACCUUGUGGGGAUCGAAGAGCACAAGGAGAGGUUGAUACGGUGGCUGACAGGCAGUGGUGAUGGUCCGGAGCAGAGCAGCAGCAAAGUCACCAUGGUUUGGGGGAUGCCUGGUGUUGGUAAAACCACUCUGGUUGAUCAUGUGUACAACACCAUGAAAGAGGACUUUGACGUGGCGGCAUGGGUAACUGUGUCAGAAAGUUACCGUAUUGAGGAUCUGCUGAAGAAGAUUGCCUCCCAGUUCAGCAUCACAGUCGACAUUGCCAACAUUGAGGUGAGAGGCCUAGCAAAGUCCAUCCACAACUACCUUCAAGGUAAAAGGUACAUCUUGGUCCUAGAUGAUGUUUGGGAUGAGCGCUUGUGGUCGGAGAUAAGGGAUAUCUUCCCAACAUCUAACUGUAUCGGCCGAGUUGUUAUGACAUCAAGAAAGCAGACAGUGCUGGCAACUAGGGAGUCUGCAUAUGCAAUUCACCUGGAACCGCUACAAGAGCAUCACUCAUGGCUGCUAUUUUGCAAAGGAGCCUUUGGGGAUGCUAAAGACAAAGAGUGCCCAUUAGAGCUGCAAGAAUUAGCUCGAAAGUUCAUAGCAAAGUGUCAAGGCUUGCCUAUUGCUAUUGCAUGCAUUAGCCGCCUACUCUCUUGCAAACCCCCAAUUUCUUCUGAAUGGGAGGAUGUGUACAGGGGUCUAGAUUUGCAGUUGGCGAAUGAUGUGAUCCCAGGUGCUCAUUUGAUCCUAAAGGUCAGCUUGAAGGACCUUCAGUAUGAUUUGAAGAAUUGUUUCCUACACUGUGCAUUAUCUCCAGAAGAUUGUGUGUUAAAGAGGAGGAAGAUCAUGAGGCAGUGGAUCACGGCGGGGUUUAUCACGGAAAAAGAUGAGAGCAAAACAUUGGAGGAAGUGGCAGAGGGAUACUUGGCUGAGCUUGUGAACAGAAGCCUACUACAGGUAGUGGAGAGGAAUCAUUUCGGACGACUGAAACACUGCCGGAUGCAUGAUGUCAUACGCCUUCUGGCCCUUAACAAAGCCAAGGAAGAAUGCUUUGGUAAAGUUUAUAACGGCUCUGGUGGUACUGGGGCAUUCUCUGUAGAGGGUGCACGUCGCAUAUCGGUCCUAGGGGGAAACAUUAAACAACUCAGCCGCAGCCGAUCUGGUGCAACACAGCUUUGUGCACUCCAUGUUUUUUAG
Triticum turgidum subsp. durum (durum wheat) is the source of this 1680-nucleotide messenger RNA. NCBI's taxonomy places the organism in Eukaryota, Viridiplantae, Streptophyta, Magnoliopsida, Poales, Poaceae. The record is from the annotation of a GenBank genome assembly.